CGGUUUCCGGGUGAGAUUCGUCAACAGUGAAUUGGCAUUAAAUCAACGUUGAAUUACUUUUUUUACUGAUAAUCAGAAGAGUCUUGUGAGAUCACUCGAGCGGAUCGGACGUCUCCUCUUAUAUCUGGUCAUUUCGAUUAUAUUUUUGAAAAACGUGACCGUUCGACUGUGCAAUUGCAUCAUACUGCUCAUAGUUGCUUCAUUUGUCUAGACGCGCAGAAAUGUCGCAGGCGCCCAGUGCUUGAAGGAGUACCUCAUCAUUUCAAAUUUUAAUUACAUCAUCUUUUUGUUCUAUUUGCCCGAUUCGAGGCAAGUAGAACAAUGCAUUGCAUUCCGAAGACCAUCAGUCGCUCAGUAUCAGUCAUCAAUCCUUCGUUUGCAUAUAACGAAUCUUUCUGUGAAAUAUAACGGUUUUUAAUAGCAUGUCUACGAAUAUGGAAGAUUUUAUAAGUAUGAAAAGUUCAAAUGACUGUAGAUACGUAAUGAUGUUGAAGAGCAUGUUCGAUCGAGAAUUAUUUCCAAACGACUUCGACACCUGGACUGUACAGAAGCAAUGUGUGUGGAUAAAUGAGAACAUCGCUACAUUCUUUCCAAACGUUCCAAAGUCAUUGUUGAACCUCAUUCCAGCUUCUUUUAGCCAAGGAAAUUACAGUCGAUCACUGGUGGAAAUACCAGAAUGGUUGGACAUGGAUAAAUAUCGCAGGGGACAGAAAUUUGUGCGUGAAAAUUACGCUUCACUUAUCUUUACCAAAAUACUAGGUAUUAUGCACGUGUAUUCUUUUGAGGAGAAUUUAAAACCAAUAAUCAUAUCAAAGCGUUCUCAUACGCCAUAUUUAGGAUUUAAAAGAUAUUUCUCGACCAUACAACGAUUCUUUAAUUGGUACGACGGAGAGCCUUGGAUUAAAGGAACGCCAGCUUAUAAAGACAUGCAAUUUGCGCGCAGAAUGCAUUUAAUGAUUCAAGAAAAAUUGCACAAGCUCGAUAACGAGCAAAUCAAUAACGAGUCCAAAAUCGCGGAGCCGUGGUGUCCAGAUCGCAAACUUUUUCUAAAAGAUUUCGCCGCAUGUCCACUUGAACAACACGGACAACAUCCUUAUACCAUAAUGUACAAGUCGCCAUACAAGCCGAAAGGCAUGAAUAACGCAGAAAUGGCAGGCACACAAUGCAGUUUUAUAAGUUUAAUUUUGCUCUGUCCAGAAAAGAUCGGAGUGCAUAAUGCAACUAAUGAAGAUAUGGAAGCCUUUUGUCAUAUGUGGAGAUGUUACGGACAUUAUCUCGGGAUGGAGAAUGAGUACAACUUCUGUCGUGGCAGUCUCGAUGAAAUAAAGCAACGCACUCGAGAUUUUUAUCAAUAUUGGAUGAUAUCUAAUUUUAAGGAUGUUACACCCGAAUGGGAGCACAUGACGAGAUGUUUGAUCGAACCACUGAAUUACUGUCCUUGGGUCUAUAUACCUUAUAAAGUGAUGGCAUUAUUAGCAAUGGAUAUGUUAAAUAUAAACAUGACGCAUUUAUAUACGUCAAUGAAUUACACGGAAUGGCUUAUUUAUAAAAGCUAUAGAUUUGUAUUGCGUUACGUUUUAAAAUUUUCAAUCUUCCGUGCAAUUAUCAAUAAAAUGAUACGCAAGACAUUUAAUCAAGCAAUGAAUUUCAGCCCAGAAAACGAAGCAAAACUUAAAGAAAAAUCAGAAAAACAAUUAUCAUAUUUUUCUAUCAUUAAAAAUGAAACGCAAUUGCAUUAAAAAUGAAACACAAUUGUAUAAAUUUUGGAAAUAUUUCGGUUCAAAUAUACUUCUCAGUUACGCGCUCUUCGAACCAAUUUUUUAAAAUAAAAACAAAAAAACAACAAAAAACAAAGUAAAAUUUUAUACAAAA
Molecule: messenger RNA, 1872 nt
Organism: Acromyrmex echinatior (Panamanian leafcutter ant)
Lineage: Eukaryota; Metazoa; Arthropoda; Insecta; Hymenoptera; Formicidae
Source: RefSeq, a predicted model, not a curated record